UGCGGUAGCUCCUGCCUGCUCGAGGUGAAAACCUCGCACAGGGCGAAAACUUCGCCCCAGUUCAUCAUCCAAAGUCUGUAUGUAUGCAUCACCCACGAAUCACUUUGGCGUACAGUAUCCCAUUCAUUCAUCAUGACUGCUGUUAUCAAGAUCUCUGAAAAUGGCACACUCUCCGCCAUCCAAGUCGGUCCGGCUGAGCUCGUUGCUGCCUUGAAUGCGGCCACUUCUGCUUGGGGCUGGUUGGGAGGUCUUUCUGGUGUCCAGCGCCUCUUCUCGUACGUUCGAAAGAAAAGCGGUACAAAGACCAUCGACACACUUGUGAAGCGGAUGCGAAUUGAGCCAAUUACGUGUCAGGUGCUUACAAGCUAUGGAAUCGUGCGCCUGGAUGAUCUCGAUACCCGUCACGCAUUUGGAGGAACCUUUGAGACUCAAUUGUUGGGACAGACAAUUUGCGCACUUGCACAUGAAUGUGGUGGCCGCCAGGCUGUACAUCUCUUCAUGCAAUGUCUUGCUCCAAAGCUCUUCCCAGGGGAGGAAGAAAUGGCUGGUCUCAGAGAGGCUCUUCACGCUCAACUCAACGACAAUCACGAGAAGAUCUUGAACGAAGGAGCUGGCCGUUCUCUUACGCAAAGGUUCAACAAUGCCAUCUGGGCCUCGAACUUACCAUUCUGCGUCAUGAAUCCGGCGAAAGAUAAAAGACCGGCAUAUGAAGGUCGAAAACUCGAGAGCUACAUGGUCGGUGGUCUAUUGCAAUGGCUAGGACAAGAAAAGGUCAAAAUCUACCACACUCGAAGUGCGUUGGUCCUGAGAGUUGCAGUGUGUCUCCGAGAGAUUGGUUACAUGGUAGGAGAGCUUACGUGCUGGAGUGGUGAUGGAGAUGAGCCUCAAAUCUCGAGAGGGGUGAUUCUAGUCCUCGGAGGCACUUCACCUACGGAUACCAUGAUGUUGUCCGAGAAUUCUCCAUAUUGCGAAACAGUUUUCUUUCACCACUACCGGUUCACGACAAUAGGAUCUGUAUUUCUGAACGGACUACCACAUGUCGAUGAGAGACAUCAUCCAGAGCCAUUUCAGACAAUCUUCGACAAAGUCCUGCGGUGGGUUACUGAAAAUCUUUCAUUCGAUUGGAAGGUCGUUCAUAAAGACGCAAACGUCGGCUUGCAAUCAGUCCCGAGAUGGACCAAGCACCCUGAGAAGCCGUCUUCCGAGGCUAGAAGAUUAGCAUCAUUCCACUUCACCAACUCUGGAGACCAUCUAGCUCACUGCUAUAGCUACGUGGGAAUAGCUAAUGAGAGACACAUUGAUGCUGUUCUCUUGAGCAUGCAAGGAGCAAAUAAGGGAAAACCGCUUACGAAAGAAGUCGCAAAUUUCAGGGUUCUCACUGCAUCAAUCUUGUUUGCAGUCUCGAGUUUGUUAGGUGGCAAGGACUUUUCAAAGUUGCAACAUGUUACUUCAGUUGACUUGUCGUUCUCGGCAUUUGGCUGGAUGUCAGUAGCUCUCGAGCUCUUAGAUGAAGGUCUCAUAGAUAGUUUGCCACUUGGGAGAGCGAUAGAUAUUGUGGCUGGAGUACACGCUGGUGCCAUCCCCGUCCGAAGUCCACAGUCCGCCAUAGAAAACUACUCAAUUGGUUACCGAAAUGGCAUAUACGGAGUGCUGCCGUCUUUACUAUUUGCCAUGAAGCCUAUCCCAGAGGCUUUAGGACUUCGAUGUGUAGACCAGUUCUAUGGUACGAUCCCUGUCCAUCCAGAUGGGUACAUUCGAAGCAUUGGGUCGGCACGACUCAGUUACGAUACGUCAACUCAGACUCCCCCUGCAAAUACCUAUUCAACUCAGGCUUGGAUCGGCCCACUGGAAGUUGUUGCGCCAGACGUCCCCCUACACCUCAGCAUUGAGCGAAGCGCGGAAGACAUCUACCCCAACACUUCGCUAGCUGGUCGCGUCAACGGACAGCUUGUUGGCUAUGUCACUAUCCAGGAUGUAAUUGAGGCCUUGGCUGAGAAUCUCGAAGUCAAAUCUAUCGAUUCUACGACCCAUGCUGGGAAUCGCAACUUCUUCAAUGUCCAGCCCUCUUUCUGGGCAGAGAAAUGGAGCAUCAAACCCCAUAUUCAAGGCUACCAGACGCAUGUGUCAGCUGGAAGUGAUCCCUGUUGGGCUAUAUUCCUUGCUGGCCAAGCUGCAAGUUUCGGCGUCUGCAUGGCUCUUGAACUCCCGGAGUGGUCCAACGCACUGGUUACGGACACUACAUCUGUGAUAGUCAGCUACAAGGAAAAAGACAUAGGCGAGAACCAACAUGAUAUUGCAAAUUCCAAACACUGAGGCAGACCAACAGAUCGGAAGCCCUGCAGAUGAGAACCAGUACACAUCCUAUGAAGAACUUCGACACUUUCGAUAAUACUCAAGC
Molecule: messenger RNA, 2398 nt
Organism: Mollisia scopiformis
Lineage: Eukaryota; Fungi; Ascomycota; Leotiomycetes; Helotiales; Mollisiaceae
Exons: 1
Coding region: 133-2313 (726 amino acids)
Source: RefSeq, a predicted model, not a curated record